Messenger RNA from Trichobilharzia regenti, 3495 nucleotides. The record is from the annotation of a GenBank genome assembly. Lineage: Eukaryota; Metazoa; Platyhelminthes; Trematoda; Strigeidida; Schistosomatidae.
AUGCGUCAAUUGAAUUUAUCAAAAUAUUCCAGCCGAAGUAAUGAUAUCGAGGAAGCUGUGGAUAAUUUAAUUAUUAUAGAACCAACUAUGGGUGUCAUCGCACCAAGACAAUCAAUAAAUAUUGAUAUAAUUCUGUCUUCAUCAAAAUCUUUAAACAUAAAAGAAGAUAUUCCAUGUUUUAUUGAUAUCCUACCAAAUUCCCCUUUAUGGCUGCAUAUUGAAGCUGAAUUCACGGAACCAGCCAUUGCAUUUGAUAAACCCGAUUGUAAUUUUGGUCUCAUGCGGCCGAAUGAAACAGUUAAACAAAGCAUUCUAUUGACAAAUACUUCACCUUCAUCAAGAAAAUGGCGCCUUGAAAUGGAUACAGUCAACAGUAAGUUUGCAUCAGAAAUGAAAAUCCAUCCAUCUUGUGGAAUUUUGAAACCAGUUCAAUCGAUUACUGUAAAUUUAUCAUUUACACCAGAAAUGGUAAGAAGUGUUCGUGAAGUGAUUACAGUGCACACAGAAGAAAGUGAAGAAAUAAGCAAACUACUGAUAUUAGCUGAAGUGCAAACACCAUUAAUCGAUUUCGAACCAAAUCAUAUUGAUUAUAAUGAAUGUUAUUGGAAUAUACCAAUCACUAAAGUAAUUACAGUUACCAAUUUAAAUUUACUUGAAUGCGAUUUAGAAUGGAUCGAUCCUGUUGGGAAAGAUAAAGAAUGGGUCACUGUGAAUGUUACACCAAAGUCCUUUCGAAUCACUGGUCAACAAAAUCAAAAGUGUGAAGUUACCAUAUGUGCACGUAAACAGGCUCCAGUUGAAGAUCUUCGUAUUCCACUGCGUGUAGACGGAUUAAAUGAUUUCUUGUGGUUGCCUGUAACAGCCAAAGUAAAUGGAUUGUCAUUGAAAUAUCGUCUAAUUAAUCCAGAUGACAAAGUCGAUGAAAGCGAAUUGAAUUCACAAGAGUACUUCACUGUUGUGUCUGAUAUCAACAGUAAAACUCCUGUUAUCAAUUUUGGAGAAAAUGUUAGUCUUUUUGAACCAGUUGAAAAAUGGAUUGAAUUUAUUAAUGAUACCCCGAUACCAACUAAAAUAUGUAUAGACAUGGGUAAUCUAUCAACUAAAGUCAAUUAUUCAGAUUAUCAUUAUAAACCUGAACUUGGUGCAAAACGAUUUUUAAAGCUAUCCAGUCAAACUACUGAUAAUUCUAUAAGUAGACGAAAAUUAUUAUUAUUAAUGGCAGAAAAGGAAUGUAAAACCGAGAUUAGGAACUUAUACGAUUGGUGCAAUUCAUUACUGGAAGGCUCUAAAGGUGCUUGUUUACUUGCUCAUUCAGCAAUUUCAUCUUCCUCUAGUGGUUGGGCGUCAGAUUUUCAAUUAGCUGAGUAUAAUUUAGUUACAGUCAAUACAUAUCAAUCUGAAACGUUGAUUAUGCCCUCUUGGUGUUUACCUGGCUAUGGUUAUCUAAGAAUAUGCUUCAUAUGUAUAGCCAAUUUGUGGGGUGCAUAUCAAGACAGUAUACGUGUCUACGUAUUUCCAGAGUUUAAUAUUCCAAAUGAAGUUAAUUUACCGCACAUAGAAAUGCCAGUCAGAUUCAAAGUAAUUGGAUGUCCAGUAUAUUCUAUAGCUACAGGACAUUUUGGUCAGUUGUCUAACAAUCUAAUGACGUCGAUGCAUCAUAAUACAUUAAGGAGUAACGAUAUACUCCCUAAAACCGCUUUACCACUUACAGCUACCCGACAAUUUAUACGAUUUGGUAGUGUUCUAUACAAUGGUCCGACUGUGAAACGGAAAAUUCGUCUACAUAAUUCAUGUGGAACAGCUAUAAGAAUCGACUGGCAAGUAUUUCUUGACUCUGAAAUUGAAGAAACUGAUCAGUUGUUAAAUCUUUUAUGUUUUAUCUCAGAACCAUUUGAGAAAUUACCAUCUUCUUUAUUAAUUGAUGACCAAUUUUUAGACAGUACUGAAACAAUCGAAGAUGAAUCCAGUACAAAACCACUAAUUAAUUUAGUCCUUCGUCCUUACGAUGGAAAGUUAAUAUGGCAGUCAUCCUCUGCACAAAUUCUGCCAACAUUAAAAGAUAACUAUAAACGUUUGUUUACCGUAGAACCUGAACAAGUGAUAAUACCUCCGCAUGAAGAAUUCACCGUCACUAUAGUAAUGAAUCCAACAGAAGCAUAUUCAGAAAUGAUGUCUUAUUCAAUGUUCAACUUAAAAGCUCAUAUUAUUGGUUAUUUAAGUAUUGAUUCUAAGGAAUUUCUAGAUAUUCCAAGGACAAAUGCAUUGAUCACUGAACAAUUACGUUUUGAUGUAACUGCUAAAUUAGAACAACCAAGACUUUUAAUUGACCUCAAUGAUGAUCCUCUAGAAAUUGACAACACACACGCAUCUCUUCUAUCUUCACAACCAAUCAUCACUUUACACUUUAAAUCAGGAUUUGGCCAAUUUCUAAGUGUUUCAUCUUCAAUGAGAUGCAUGCAAAAUUAUCUCCUCAGUUCAAACGACAACAAUCCAAGUUCUCAUUCCAUUCUAACAAAACAUGAUCUUGAACAGCCACAACAAAGUUUGUCUCCAUCUGAUAACGAACCUGGAAGUCUACUCAUGAGUAGUAUAGUACUGGAAAGGAAAAUUUACUUACGCUGUACAAAUAGCAUACCUGUAGCUAUUUGUAUUAAAGCGAAAUAUCCAGAGAAUUUAAGAUUCAGGAGAAGAAGAACAAUUGGGAUGAAGGAGACAAUAGUGUAUACUGAUAAAGAUAAUUCGAUGGCUAUAGAGGGUCAGGACAUCGUAGUAAAUACGAAUGAAUAUUCUAAUGAAACAACAAUCAUUAAGAUGAAUAAAACUGAUUUUGAAGAGUUAUAUAAACCACAAAUCAACCUGACAAUACAUCCAGAUAAAUUAGAAAAGAUAACCGUCGGUUAUUUAUUGGAAAAAGAUUUUUGUCUCAGACAGAUAAAUUCAAAAGUUUCAGGAGAUAAUUUGGAGAUUGAUGAAUCUCGCUUACGCUUGAAAAAUGAAAUCUUAUUCAAGUUUCAAGUAACCAAUGAUGAUUUAAGUAGUAGCGAUACACUUGUUGAUUCAAUGAUCAAUAAUUCUACUGAUAUCUAUCAAUUAUACACACAAAUUACAAUUAUUAGACCACAAUUUAAAAUUCAUCCAAUUGGCGCCUUAGAUUUUGGUACUGUUUUAAUUGGAAAAACGAAAAAAAUGGAGAUAAAAAUACAAAAUAUAGCACAAACACCAACAUUUUGGUUGCUGAAACUAUGUAAUGAUAAAACGCCAGAUGAAAUAGACGCCCGCGGUGAUGUAUUCCGUACAACAAAGUGUUCAGGAUAUUUGAACGCUAUGUCAAAUGAUGGUAGUCAAUUUUCAGAAAUGAUAACUGUCGAAUUUCAGCCAAGAAAAACUGGUCGUGUUGAAACGACAUGGAAAUUUGAAGGAAUUCUUGGAGAGCAGACACAAUUUAUUAAACUAAUCGGUUCUGGAAGUCUUGAUGAAUGUUUCAAUACAAUUUAG